Molecule: messenger RNA, 901 nt
Organism: Nomascus leucogenys (northern white-cheeked gibbon)
Lineage: Eukaryota; Metazoa; Chordata; Mammalia; Primates; Hylobatidae
Gene: PRDX5
Product: peroxiredoxin 5
Biological process (GO): cellular response to oxidative stress; cell redox homeostasis; hydrogen peroxide catabolic process
Cellular component (GO): cytoplasm; mitochondrion; peroxisome
Molecular function (GO): thioredoxin peroxidase activity
Source: RefSeq, a predicted model, not a curated record
CGCUUGCGCAGUGGCCUGAGGCGGCCCAGGCCCGCCUUUCGCAGGGUGUCGCAGCUGUGCCUCCAGCGGUGCCCCGCCUGCUGCGGUGGCCCCAGCCAGGGGGCGGAGUGGAAGUGGUCGUGGGGCGGGUAUGGGACUAGCCGGCGUGUGCACCCUGAGACGCUCAGCGGGCUAUAUACUCGUCGGUGGGGCAGCCGGUCAGUCUGUGGCAGCGGCAGCGGCAGCAAGACGGUGGAGUGAAAGAGGGUGGGCGUCUGGCGGGGUCCGCAGUUUCAGCAGAGCCGCUGCAGCCAUGGCCCCGAUCAAGGUGGGAGAUGCCAUCCCAGCAGUGGAGGUGUUUGAAGGCGAGCCAGGAAACAAGGUGAACCUGGCAGAGCUGUUCAAGGGCAAGAAGGGUGUGCUGUUUGGAGUUCCCGGGGCUUUCACCCCUGGAUGUUCCAAGACCCACCUGCCAGGGUUUGUGGAGCAGGCUGAGGCUCUGAAGGCCAAGGGAGUCCAGGUGGUGGCCUGUCUGAGUGUUAAUGAUGCCUUUGUGACUGGCGAGUGGGGCCGAGCCCACAAGGCGGAAGGCAAGGUUCGGCUCCUGGCUGAUCCCACUGGGGCCUUUGGGAAGGAGACAGACUUAUUACUAGAUGAUUCGCUGGUGUCCAUCUUUGGGAAUCGACGUCUCAAGAGGUUCUCCAUGGUGGUACAGGAUGGCAUAGUGAAGUCCCUGAAUGUGGAACCAGAUGGCACAGGCCUCACCUGCAGCCUGGCACCCAACAUCAUCUCACAGCUCUGAGGCCCUAGGCCAGAUCACUUCCUCCACCCCUCCCUAUCUCACCUGCCCAGCCCUGUGCCAGGGCCCUGCAAUUGGAAUGUUGGCCAGAUUUCUACAAUAAACACUUGUGGUUUGUGUCCA